AUGACUGAGUACAAACCAUGUCCUACAUCAUUGCCUUCUGAUGUGCGACUGUCUUGUAUGGAUGGUGAUCCUUUGCCUAAUCCGUCUAGAAGUGUGGUUGAGUUUGAGUUGCUUGAGAUGGUGGAGCUUUCAAGUAUUUUAGAGUUCAUAGGUCAAAUAGAGGAAUUCAUGAAAGGAUUAAGAAUGGUUAAAGAUUUGAAGAUUAUUGGUCCUGAGGAGUUAACAUCUUCAUGGAAAUUAAAUGAUGAUAAAUCAAAGCAACAUCUAAUAUCUUUUUUCCUUGUCGUCAUCAAAUAA
Molecule: messenger RNA, 297 nt
Organism: Prunus armeniaca (apricot)
Lineage: Eukaryota; Viridiplantae; Streptophyta; Magnoliopsida; Rosales; Rosaceae
Source: the annotation of a GenBank genome assembly